UUAUUUUCUGAUGAUUGAAGUACCAAGCGAUUCGUAAUUAGGGUUUAUCCGGACAAGACAGUCCAAUUGCUAUUUUAGGGUUUCAGAUUUCUCGGUGGUCACCCGAAAUACAGAACUAUGUCGAAGAGAAAGUUCGGAUUCGAUGGCUUUGGUAUUAAUCGACAGGCAACAUACAACUUCGAGCGAGCGGAAGCUCCUCAGCGUCUCUACGUACCGCCCUCGUCCCGCUCCGUCGGUGGUCACGACAAUUACGAAGAUACUGACUUGGAUAAUAUUGAUUACGAUGAACGAGAUGGCAACGAAGACAACAAUAAUGAUAUUAACGAUGGCAGUGGUGGUGCCGACGAUGAAAUCGACCCUCUGGAUGCGUUUAUGGAGGGGAUUCACGAAGAGAUGAAGGCAGCGCCGCCUCCGAAGCCCAAGGAGAAGUUGGACAAGUACAAGGAUGAUAUUGAGGAUGAUCCCAUGGAGAGUUUUCUGAAAGCGAAGAAGGACAUAGGGUUGCAAUUGGCUGCGGAGGCUCUUAACGCUGGAUAUAACUCGGAUGAGGAGGUUUAUGCCGCAGCCAAGGCUGUGGACGCAGGGCUCGUCGAGUAUGAUUCCGAUGAUAAUCCUAUAAUUCUUGACAAGAAAAAGAUUGAGCCGAUUCCAGCUCUGGAUCAUAGCUCAAUUGAUUAUGAGCCAUUCAACAAGGACUUCUACGAGGAAAAUCCCUCUAUUUCAGGCAUGAGUGAACAGGAUGUUAUUGAGUAUAGGAAUAGCUUGGCUAUUCGUGUCUCAGGCUUUGAUGUCCCAAGACCAGUGAAGACAUUUGAAGAUUGUGGGUUUUCUGUUGAGCUAUUGAAAGCAAUUUCAAAACAAGCAUAUGAAAAACCUACACCAAUACAGUGCCAGGCUUUACCAAUUGCCCUUUCUGGGGGGGAUAUCAUUGGUAUUGCUAAGACUGGUUCUGGUAAGACUGCUGCAUUUGUGCUGCCAUUGAUGGUGCAUAUUAUGGAUCAACCUGAACUUGAGAAAGAAGAAGGUCCUAUUGGAGUAAUAUGUGCACCCACUAGGGAACUGGCACACCAAAUAUAUGUGGAGACUAAGAAAUUUGCAAAGUCUCAUGGUAUACGUGUCUCUGCUGUUUAUGGUGGAAUGUCUAAAUUAGAACAAUUUAAGGAAUUGAAGGCAGGAUGUGAGAUUGUUGUUGCUACUCCUGGGAGAUUGAUUGACAUGCUUAGAAUGAAGGCUGUGACAAUGACGAGGGCAACUUACCUAGUGCUUGACGAGGCUGAUCGGAUGUUUGACCUUGGUUUUGAACCACAGAUAAGGUCAAUAGUUGGUCAAAUUAGGCCAGAUCGUCAAACAUUACUCUUUUCAGCAACCAUGCCACGUAAAGUUGAAAAGCUAGCAAGGGAGAUUCUUUCUGAUCCUGUACGUGUCACAGUAGGUGAGAUUGGAAUGGCAAAUGAGGAUAUUACCCAAGUGGUUCAAGUAAUUCCUUCUGAUGCUGAGAAGUUGCCUUGGCUUCUUGAGAAGCUUCCUGGUCUGAUUGAUGAUGGUGACGUUCUUGUAUUUGCUUCCAAAAAGGCCACAGUGGAUGAGAUCGAAUCGCAACUAGCUCAAAUGGGUUUUAAAGUUGCAGCUCUUCACGGUGACAAGGAUCAAGCUUCUCGUAUGGAGACACUGCAGAAAUUUAAAUCCGGAAUUUAUCAUGUGCUUAUUGCUACUGAUGUUGCUGCUCGUGGUCUUGACAUCAAGUCAAUUAAGUCAGUGGUUAAUUUUGAUGUUGCUAAAGACAUGGAUAUGCAUGUUCAUAGAAUUGGUAGAACAGGCCGUGCUGGUGAUAAAGAUGGAACUGCAUACACUCUUAUUACUCAAAAAGAGGCACGUUUUGCUGGAGAAUUAGUCAACAGUUUGAUUACUGCUGGUCAAAAUGUGCCUGCGGAACUGAUGGACCUUGCAAUGAAGGAUGGAAGAUUUCGUUCCAAACGUGAUGCACGGAAAGGAGGUGGAAAGAGGGCGAAAGGAAGGGGAGGCAGUGGUCGAGGUGUGCGUGGCGUGGAUUAUGGUCUGGGUAUUGGAUACAGUGCAGAAUCAAGUAAUGCUCCAACUACCACUGUUCCAAGCCGUUCUGCAGCAGUAAAUUCACUAAGAACCGGGAUGAUGGCACAGUUUAAGAGCAACUUUGUUGCUGCCUCAUCAAAUCUCCAAAAUCAGGCGUUAGGUAAUAGUUCAGGAAUGAACCCUAACAAGAAAAUGGCACUGCCAGGCUUUGUAUCUGGGGGAACAAUAGGUGGAGACACAAACGCUUCCCGGACUAGUUCAAUUAGUAAUGCUGCAACAUCUGUUCAGAAACCGAGAGAAGAUGCUAGCCACUUGAGCUCAGGAAGCUCUAGAGAUAGGCAGAGAGAAAGGAGGCGGCCUUCUGGUUGGGACCGUUGAUUUGUUUCUUUGGCAGCUCAUUUAUAUUUAUACUGGAUGACCAAAUCCGCUUGUGUGAACUUGAAUAGUCAUAAUUUAGGUGAAAGUUUUAUCUCAUUGUCUGUAAUGAUGCUCUUUGCCCAAAUUGCUCAUCUUGGUUUAUGUGCCCUUGUUCCAAUUCUAGUUUGUGGUCUUAAUUUUUAUUGUAUAGAUAAAUAGAUAGAUGAUAUUUAUGUGCCCUUGUUCCCACUC
This is a messenger RNA of Ipomoea nil (Japanese morning glory), 2658 nucleotides long. RefSeq names its product DEAD-box ATP-dependent RNA helicase 24. Lineage: Eukaryota; Viridiplantae; Streptophyta; Magnoliopsida; Solanales; Convolvulaceae. The record is from RefSeq and is a predicted model, not a curated record. Bases 118 to 2427 code for a protein of 769 amino acids. Gene Ontology annotation, molecular function: RNA helicase activity; ATP binding; RNA binding. The transcript has 5 exons.